Messenger RNA from Grus americana (Whooping crane), 1401 nucleotides. RefSeq lists its product as uncharacterized. The transcript has 11 exons. NCBI's taxonomy places the organism in Eukaryota, Metazoa, Chordata, Aves, Gruiformes, Gruidae. The record is from RefSeq and is a predicted model, not a curated record. Gene Ontology annotation, biological process: nuclear envelope organization. Gene Ontology annotation, cellular component: meiotic nuclear membrane microtubule tethering complex; nuclear envelope. Gene Ontology annotation, molecular function: protein-membrane adaptor activity.
AAGAUGAGGAGGACAAAGGCUCGUACAAGAGCGCAGGGCACUGCCCUGCCAAGGACGAGGGCCAGCUGCAACAUGGACAGAUGUGCAGCUGGGCCCACACAGGUCCUACGGAACAGGCGCACCCUUUCUCAGGACGACCAGGACACCAGCUGGAAAGGGCCAGCACGCUGCAGCUGCCGUGCUGGAGAAACUGAGCGUAAGUUCAGGAGUGCGUAGGCCAAAUGCCCACCUCCCCGCGGGGGUCUAGCAGACGCGCUGACAGGCGUCCUCAAGAAGGGUCCUCAAGCUUUUCUCUGGUUUCUUUGCCCAGGGCUGGUCUUCAGUGUCACUUACAGCCUGGCGGUGGUCGUGCUCUCCCUCCAGAGGUGCCUCAGCACAGGCAUCUCCAUCCUGAAGGACAUCAUCACCCUGAAAAAGGACAGGCUCGUCCCACUCCUCGUCUUGAUGAGCCUAGCUGCUCUCGGUGAGCAUUCGCGUGCUGUCAGCAGAGGCACAGAGCUGGUGCUUACUCCGGGACCUUGCUGCUCGUGUGGAUGCUGCGGGCAAAGAACGUGCCACAGGAACACGCUCGUGGUGUGGGGGCAACAAUCCCGAGAGAUGCAACAGCUGAGGGAUGAAGCGGUGCGCCUGACUGCAGAGAUCAGCACUGUGAAGAAGGAAGUUCAGCAAAUGAGAGAGGUACUGUCAGCGACCAUGCGGACAUCUGACUGGGCUCUGAAAAGUGCAGGGUCUGCCAUCGACCUGCAGAGAUCGUCCAGCAGCUCGGCAUGGCUCUGCAGGGUGUUUUGGUUCCUGUGUGCUCCACCCCAUCUGGACACCUUUGUGCAGGCGGAUGCUUCCCCAGGAUACUGCUGGCCAUUCCAAGGGUCUCGGAGCGAGGUGCUAAUCCGGUUGCCCGCACCGGUACAACCGAUGGCCAUCACCAUACAGCACGCCUCAAAGACAGCCUCUCCGCUGGGGACUGUCAGUAGUGCUCCCCGAGAUUUCACUGUCUCUGGACUGGAUGAGGAAGGCGAGGACGAAACGUUGCUGGGGACAUUCACCUAUGCCAUGCAGCAAGAGCCGACCCAGACCUUCCCUCUGCAGAACGGGAUCCCCAGAGCCUUUCAGUUUUUGAAACUUGGCAUUCAGAGCAACUGGGGAAAACCAGGAUACACGUGCAUUCGUCGGGUGCAGGUGUAUGGGAAGAUUGCGGGAACGAAUGCCAUCAGCCAGACGCAUGUGCAGACCUCCCCUAAUUAAUAAGAAUUAAACAGGAAAAUGGAGAAACAGAGCAGAGAGAUGUGGCUGUUAGUCGGGUGCAGAGCAAUGUCAUUGCAGAGGCCCUCUCAAAGCUGCCAAGUUCUUCCUUUCGCAGGCUGAGGACUUCCUCAGGCUUUCCACUUUCUCUCCCCCACGGGG